UUUUUUCGUCCUUUCUUAUUUGCAGAGCAUGUAUCCUUGAUUUUCGUGGGAGAUAUUUAUUUCGCUGGCCCGGUCAAAUAUUACGUGGAGCGUAAGCGUUACACAUACAAUGACUCUUUCAAUGAAGUGGCUCCAUAUAUCAGAGAUGCUGAUAUAUCUGUGUGUAAUUUGGAAUCUCCAUUCGUCAACGGAGAUGUUUAUACCCACAUGUUCAGAGGUGAAAAGACAGUUUUACUCAGUGCUAACAAGGAUGCUGCAUCAUCGCUGAGGUAUACGAGAUGAAUUUACCAUAAAUCCCUCGCCGGACGACGCUUAUAGAAAUAUUUUUAAGUAAGAGACCAGUAUUUACAUCAAGAGAGGAUCAAAUUACUCUCUCUUGUCAUUGUUUUCAGGGGAAAUGGGGAACAAAUCAGUCGUCGCCAACAAAGUAUAGGAAAAGGUGGCUAUUCAUAAGAAUAUUAUAGAGCCUCAUGGUGGAUCAGAUAAAUUUCAUCGGGACACAAGCUAAUUAGAAUUGUUGAAAAUAAUCUGAUAUUAAAUUGGCUUCACUUCACUUUAUCGUAUUAAUUGUUGGUGUGGGAAACCUUCUCUACUUGCUAUAUCAGUCGCGAGUUGUAUAUUAACGUUUUACCGCGCUUCUUGUUAUUAAUACCGUUUUUAUUGGCUCCUUGCUCUAUCAACCUUUGUAAUGACCGACAGUUGUGGUUAUUAUAGCUUUGUUACAAUAUCGCUGACAGUGCCCAAGAAAAAUAUGAAGCAAAUCCUUCGUUCUAAUUGGCUAUCUGAGCGGGAAAGAUUUGCCCAUCUUUCGUUUGUUGUGUUUUAUAGACCUCGACUUCCUCUCGGUUCAUAAUAACGCAGAAAAAGAACUCAGUCAAUUUCCAGCCAUCUUGACCUCACGCAUAUAUCGACGCGUAAUGGAGGGUCUCAAUGGGGUGAUAGCUUUUACGAUUACGGUUAACCCAAAAUGACACAAAAUUACUCACUGGAAAAAUGAAACAUUUUUGUGGUUAUUUUCUUUUUACCAGCUAUUUGGGGAGUUAUAAAAGACUCGAUAGUAACGUCGUCCGUGUCGUAUAACUCCACCAGUAUUCUGCUAUAAUCGGUUCAGAGGGACGAAUUUCACGACUCUGACAGCUUGUUUAUUUUUUUAAAUUUUGCUCAAUAACACCUACCCCUAAUAAAAGUUCACACAUUAAAAAAAAAAAAAUCAUACCGUUUUGGCUAAAGUUGUAGUUGAGUCAGUUUACAACUGUUCUUAAGUGCACGUAGUCUUGACAAUUUGUUCGUCCUGUAGUUUUGCAGGAUUUAAUGCUGUAACACUCGCCAAUAAUCAUUUAAACGAUUUUGGAGCCGAAGGAGCCAAUUUUACUGCGGAAGUACUUAAAGAGACAGGAAUACCAUACUUUGGGAUAAGUUUUGGCGACUAUCUUUCCUCUCAGGUACAUAGAAAAUAACUGGCUUUAAAUUUCUGUCUGUUACACCAUAUUCUUCUUGUCAGUCUGAAAACUCGAAUCAUACAGUUUAAGAUUAUCCUAUCCACUGUCUACCCCUAGAAACUCGUAUUGGCAAUUUUUCACGUAACUUGUUGAUUGGUUUCAAUUUUCCAUUUCUUUAGGAACCACUCAUUAUGAAAAGGAAAGGAAUCACUUUUGGAUUUCUCGGUUACUGCGACAUGCGAUCGCCUCUUAAGAAUUGCUCUCAAAUGAGAAUGUUGUUUACUUCUGGUCCUGCCAUUUAUCGAGAUGACGUUGCCACAAGGGACGUUAACAAGUUAAAGGUUUUAACCACAGUGCUAAAGAUAAACUUAACAUAAAUAAUUCUAGCUUUUAAGACGUUCUCACCAGUCCAAUUUGUGGUUAUCUAGAACUUAGAACUCUACCAUAAAUGGUGAUUUAUUAAUCGACGAAGUCAAAAUGAUUUGAUUUCCAUUUUUUCCAUAAUGACUCAAGUAAGUUUGUGUGCGGGUUAAUUUUGGCGGCGCAUUAGCCUCGAAAAAUACAUCUCAAGUAGCUAUUCGCGAGGACCUUUCUGGUAAGCGGGAGGCUAAAAUUAUAUAAACAAUAGCUUCCUUUUAGCUCGAAAAUGCACUCGGGUAUUUGUCCGCGCCUGCUAUCUAUACCGAGUAAGUCUCGAUGAACAGAUAAUGUCCAAAGAAAAAUAUUUAAGAACACAUUUUCGCUCCAAAUAUAAGCUAUUCUGUUUAUUAUGUUUCAAAUGUUUCUGCAACGUGUGGGAACUUUUCAGUGUAGUACAGUACGACUUUUCGAACAUUCAAAUAUGUCGUUUUUCUGGGAAAAGAGUUAAACGCUCAUUCAUUUUGAUUUAAAUUUGAAACGAAUGCUUUCAUCAUAGUAGACGUAAGGUUUCAGAAUUGGGGAAUGUUGCUUAGGGUAUAUCCUCAGAUGUUUCCCAGUUUUAUCUGGGGUAUAUUCGAUCAUGUGAUGCGUUUAGAUCAGUCACGUGCGAGCAAAACUAUUUGAUGGAUUAUAAAAACCUACAAUUUCAACAUCGCUACUCUAUUUUUUUCAAAGGCUAAAGUUGACAUCAUAGUUGUAUUCAUGCAUUAUGGAAUGGAAACGGGAUUAAGACCACUCCCCUACCAGAUUGAUAUCAAUAAACACCUGCUGUCUCUCGGCGUGGAUAUAAUCAUUGGAGCCCAUCCGCACGUGGUACAGGGACAUUGUGUCAAACAUAACAAGCUUAUUGAAGACAGCUUGGGGAAUUUCCUAUUUCAUCCGUGUCCUUAUAGACGGGGAAGCAAUCCAGUUACGUAUUUAUCCGUUCAACCUGUUUAAUUCUUUUCCUCCCUUUCUUUCUUUUUUCUUAUUGUGUUUUAAUCCAUGUAUAUUUUUAUUAUUCUAUUCCCACCUGUAGCCAUCCUGCAUCUUAUUUCAUAAAUUAUUUGUGGACCAGCUACUAUUUAUCACCUAAGGGGGAGGUUUAGGAUCACAUGGAUUUUAGAGGGGAAGGGAGGGGCUAUCAGCCGUCGCUUACAGAGUACAAAAGGGCGUACUAUAUAACAUUGACUAGCAAUUACCUGCUAACGACGAGAGGUGGGGAGGGGGUUACCAUAAGGAUAUUACAGAAUCUCAGGGGCCUCUGGUAAAUUUUAUUGUGAUAUGGUGACACGACAAAAUCCUCCGACCCUCCCCUCCCUGGGGAGGGUCGGAAGGUCGGAUCCCUGAUUUCUAAUUGGUUUGUUCAUUACUUUCUUACCAAGCAAAACAUUUUUCCCUUCCUGCCCGUCAAUUGAUGCAUUGCUCCCUUUUUUUCUCGAAGAUUGUGUAUGGAGGUUUUGGCAAAAAGCCGAGUGAAGUUGAUAUUGAGUCCUACGAGCAUUACGCCUUUGGAAAUAGCAACGACUUAAGAAUUUCCCGGAUGCUCAAAGUCAACGUUUCAAGGUACAAGUCACAGCUGUUUAUUAUUCAUCAUUUAAUUAAUUGUUUUCAAUAAAAUAAUUGUUUUCCUAAGAAAUAGACUUCUUACCGGAAAAUGUGGCUCAAUUCAUUUUUUUUUUCACUAAUUUUAAAAUAAUGUCCUUUAUUUUCAUGUCGUAGGAAAGGUGUGGUUAAUGCAAAGUAUUUGCCUCUUAGAGUCAAAUUUAAUCACAAAACCAAAAGACUUCACCCUGAGCCUGAAAAGAAUGCUCAAUGGAUUGAAGUCUGUGGAGCUGAGGACGAUAAAUGCCAAUGUCGCAACGAGAUCAUUGCGACCAGAAAAGUAGCUAGCAAGCGCCUUAUAUAUAAUUAG
Molecule: messenger RNA, 3753 nt
Organism: Pocillopora meandrina
Lineage: Eukaryota; Metazoa; Cnidaria; Anthozoa; Scleractinia; Pocilloporidae
Source: the annotation of a GenBank genome assembly